Molecule: messenger RNA, 497 nt
Organism: Dicrocoelium dendriticum
Lineage: Eukaryota; Metazoa; Platyhelminthes; Trematoda; Plagiorchiida; Dicrocoeliidae
Source: the annotation of a GenBank genome assembly
CGUCUUCCAGACAUGACACGUAACCUUUUGGCUUCAAACGGCGUUUCACGUAAGCAAAGAUCUUCUUUGGGGCCAUCCUCGCGUCAGUUGCAAGCUUUUCUUCGAACUUCAGGCGCUUUAUCAAUUUCACUUUGUUGCAAAUAUUUCGCUGUCUUUUAUAUGCUUCGUAAUCAGUGGCGGAGCCAGAGAGGCGAAAUGCGUCCCACAUUCUUCGCCGUAACCGAGCCAGCCUACCAUAUUCCUUGUCGAACCAGUGUGGUUUGAUUGGUCCGACUUUCUGAAAUUUCAACGGCACAAACUGAGAACAAAGCAAAGCCAAUCCUUCCUUUAUUACUGUCCAACCGUCCUCCACAGAUGUAACAUGCGGUACAGACCAAUCCAUUUGGCUCGCUGCUCGAUUCAGUCCAUCGAAAUCAGUUUUCCAGUAGUUGUAAGCUGGUUCCACCGGAGAUACACUCGGCAAGUUCAGUUCCAUAGUGGCUAUCAGCACGGAAUGG